Oncorhynchus keta (chum salmon) is the source of this 3637-nucleotide messenger RNA. It is a transcript of the gene smc2, whose product is annotated as structural maintenance of chromosomes 2. The transcript has 25 exons. Lineage: Eukaryota; Metazoa; Chordata; Actinopteri; Salmoniformes; Salmonidae. The record is from RefSeq and is a predicted model, not a curated record. Gene Ontology annotation, molecular function: ATP binding; protein binding; ATP hydrolysis activity. Gene Ontology annotation, biological process: chromosome organization. Gene Ontology annotation, cellular component: chromosome. Bases 162 to 3413 code for a protein of 1083 amino acids.
AAUAGGCGCAUGCGCAGGACCAGAGAACAGGAGCGUGCCUGGCGCCAAAAUUUUGAAAAGCGAGAAGUGUUUCUAUUGACAACAACAGCUCUCCGUAUAACGUCGUGGUUUGUUUAGACGUUAUUACGAUAUAUCGAAAAAAAAAGGACAACAACGGAAAGAUGCACAUCAAAUCUAUUAUCUUAGAAGGGUUCAAGUCCUACGCGCAGAGGACGGAAAUCAACGGAUUUGAUCCGCUCUUCAACGCUAUUACCGGACUCAACGGGAGUGGAAAAUCAAACAUUCUCGACUCGAUAUGCUUUCUACUGGGGAUAUCCAACUUGUCUCAGGUGCGAGCGGCCAAUCUCCAGGAUUUGGUGUACAAGAACGGCCAGGCCGGUAUCACCAAAGCCACCGUGUCCAUAACUUUCGACAACGCAAACAAGAGUCAGAGUCCGCUUGGAUUCGAGACCCACGACGAGAUCACGGUCACAAGACAGGUGGUGAUUGGUGGUAGGAACAAGUACCUGAUCAACGGGGUGAAUGCCAACAACACCAGGGUACAGGAUCUGUUCUGCUCUGUAGGACUCAACGUUAACAACCCCCACUUCCUCAUCAUGCAGGGGAGAAUCACCAAGGUUCUGAACAUGAAACCGCCUGAGAUCCUAGCCAUGAUAGAGGAGGCAGCAGGAACCAGGAUGUACGAGUGUAAGAAGAUCAGCGCCCAGAAAACCAUUGAGAAGAAAGAAGCCAAACUGAAAGAAAUCCAGACGAUCCUGGAUGAAGAGAUCACUCCUACCAUGCAGAAGCUGAAGGAGGAGCGUUCUUCAUACCUGGAGUACCAGAAGUUGAUGAGGGAGAUAGAACACCUGAGUCGUCUGUACGUGGCCUGGCUGUUUGUCUGCGCUGAGGAGACCAAGGUGAAGUCUGCGGAGGACCUGAAGGUGAUGCAGGACUCCAUCACUCAGUUGCAGGCCAACAUGGCAGACAACGAAAACAAGGUCCAGGAACUCUCCGCCCAGAUACAGGAACUGCAGAAGAAGAGAGACCAAGAGGUUGGUGGAGUGCUGAAGGGGUUAGAGGAGACUCUGUCUGAGGUGCAGCGGGUCGAUGCUAAAGCCCAGAGUGCUGUGGACAUGAAGAAACAGAACCUGGCAGAGGAGACCAAGAAGAGGAAGGAGCUGGUGAAGAGCAUGGCGGAGGAUAAGAAGAUACUAGUGGUGAAGGAAGCGGAGGUGUCCAAGGUAGCAGAGAAGCUGUCUGCCCUACAGGAGGAAGGUCAGAAGGAUAGCGCCGCCCUAGAGGCAGCACAGUGUCACUUCAAGGCUGUGUCCGCAGGGCUGUCCACCAAUGAGGACGGAGAAGAGGCCACGCUCGCCGGACAGAUGAUGACCUGCAAGAACGACAUUAGUAAAGCUGACACCGAGGCCAAACAGGCCCAGAUGAAGCUGAAACAUGCUCAGCAGGAGUUGAAGGCCAAGCAGACGGAGGUGAAGAAGAUGGACUCUGGUUACCAGAAAGACCAGGAGGCCUUCAACACUGUCAAGAAGAACAAGGAGAAACUAGAGGCUGAUAUGGAGAAACUACAGUACCAAGGUAGAGGAGGAGGAACUAGAGCUCCUUGUCUCUGUCUCCCUCAUAGUGACCCAGAACGGGACUGGGACCGUAGCAGAGUUAAGGGUCUCCUAGCUAACCUGAUAACAGUCAGUGAUGUGUCCUACUCUACUGGACUGGAGGUGGUGGCUGGAGGGAAACUCUACAAUGUUGUGGUGGACACAGAGGUGACAGGUAAGAAGUUGUUGGAGAAAGGAGAGCUGAAGCGUAGAUACACCAUCAUCCCCCUCAACAAGAUCUCUGCCAGGACACUUAAUGACAGCGUGGUCAAGACAGCCAAGAGUCUGGUUGGGGAGCAGAACGUCCAUACAGCGCUGUCUCUGGUUGGCUAUGAGGCAGACCUGAGGAAGGCCAUGGAGUACGUGUUUGGUUCUACGUUGGUGUGUGAUACAUUAGACAACGCCAAGCGAGUGGCCUUCGACAAGAGAGUCAUGACCAAGACUGUUACUCUGGGAGGAGACGUCUUCGAUCCUCAGGGGACGCUGAGCGGAGGAGCCCGUUCCCAGUCGGCCUCCGUGUUGUCCAGUCUCCAGGAGCUGAGAGAGGUUCAGGACAGUCUGUCAGCCACAGAGACGGAGCUACAGGCCCUGGACAAACAACUGUCUGGUCUCAAGGGGACGGCUGAGAGGUAUCGUUUGUUAAAGCAGCAGUUAGACUUGAAGACAGAAGAGUUAGAUAUUCUCCAGGUUAAACUCCAUCAGAGCUCCUUCCAUAAACAACAGGAAGAACUGAAGAUGUUACUGAAGACCAUCGAGGAGUGUGAGGAGACCCUGCGCAGCAGUAAGGAGGUCCAGAAGAAGGCAGAUGAGAAGUACAAGGUGUUGGAGGAUAAGAUGAAGAAUGCGGAGGCAGAGAGGGAGAAGGAACUGAAAGCUGCUCAACAGAAAGUCAACUCUGCUAAAACCAAGGCUGACGCGUUCAGUAAGAAACUGAAGGAGAGACAACAGGAGGCUGAGUCCCUGGUCCUAGAGUUGGAGGAGUUGAAGAGGGAGCAGACUGCCUAUGAACACCAGAUCCUGGCAGUAGACGAAGCCAUGAAGACCAUCCAGGAACAGAUAGACAACAUGUCCACCACCGUGGCAGAGAACAAGGAGUCUGUGCGUAAGGCCCAGGAGGAGUUGACUAGACAGAAAGAGGUGAUCGUAGCCCAGGACAAAGAGAUCAAGUAUGAUUGGAGGAGAGUUGAGAACGUGACCCUGUUUUUGCCCCAUCAGUAUAAUGACCUGAUGAAGAAGAAGAGGAUCGUAGAGAAUGACAAGUCUAAGAUCCUCCAGACCAUAGAGGAGCUGGACCAGAAGAAGAAGGAGGCCCUCAACAUCGCCUGGCAGAAGGUGAAUAAAGACUUUGGCAGCAUCUUCUCCACCCUGCUGCCGGGGGCUGAUGCCCGUCUGGCCCCUCCUGAGGGCUGCGGGGCCUUAGAGGGCCUGGAGUUCAAGGUGGCUCUGGGAAACACGUGGAAGGAGAACCUCACGGAACUCAGCGGAGGACAGAGGUCUCUGGUAGCCUUGUCUCUGAUCCUGGCCAUGCUGCUGUUUAAACCUGCUCCCAUCUACAUUUUGGACGAAGUGGAUGCUGCCCUGGACCUCUCACACACACAGAACAUAGGACAGAUGUUGAGGACACACUUCACACACUCCCAGUUUGUGGUGGUCUCUCUGAAGGACGGCAUGUUCUCCAACGCCAACGUUCUGUUCAAGACCAAGUUUGUAGACGGGGUGUCUGCCGUGUCCCGUACCACCCAGGCCCAACCAGACCAGAACAAGGGGCCGCGGAAAGGCCCGUCUCAUCGGCCGCAGGCACAAAAAAGAAUCGCUAACUAGUUAGCCUCUCUAGCUAGCUACUGAUGUGUCUUGUUUGUCCUUAUGUACGUUAAGGUCUUCACUAAAAGCCUUUCUACGAUGAUUUAGUUGUCCAUUCAACUAGCCGUCUGGAUUAACAUGAAACCUGCAUAUAGCAAUUCUUCUGUUUGUGUGUCUGAAAUAUACUGUUCUACACCGUGGUAUUUUAAUGUCUCGUUGCUUAAAAUAAAAGCCCCUUUCACAAA